This is a messenger RNA of Falco peregrinus (peregrine falcon), 2578 nucleotides long. RefSeq names its product D-aspartate oxidase (gene DDO). Lineage: Eukaryota; Metazoa; Chordata; Aves; Falconiformes; Falconidae. The record is from RefSeq and is a predicted model, not a curated record. Bases 155 to 1351 code for a protein of 398 amino acids. The transcript has 5 exons. Gene Ontology annotation, molecular function: FAD binding; D-amino-acid oxidase activity.
UUGAGCCUCCUGCAGAGCGCACGGAGAAAAUCAAGAAGCGUUAUCGGCCGGGGGCGAAGGGCACAGUGCCGGGACGGCCAGCAGGCUGCCAGGCUCUGCCGGGAGAGGUGCCAGCGCUGGACGUGGCCGCUGUCAGGGCACAAACGGCUCCUUCAUGAGCCCAGGCCGCGCAGCCCGGCGCCUGGGGAGCGGCCUCGGGGCGGGGAGCGGCGGCAGCGCCCGUGUGCCCCCCGGCAACGCGCGGAGGAGGGCGACGCUUCGGCGGGGCUGGGGCCCUCCUCCUCACCAGGUAGAUACCUCUCUCCUCUGGCUCUGCAUCCUGGAGAUGGCAGCACCCAAGGUCGCAGUGGUUGGUGCUGGAGUCAUCGGCCUGUCCACAGCACUGUGCAUCUUGGAGACUUGUCCUAGCUGCUCUGUGACGGUCUUUUCAGACCAGUUCAGUCCCAACACAACGAGUGAUGUUGCAGCUGGGAUGCUCAUCCCUCACACCUACCCAGGCACACCGAUCCAUGUGCAGAAGCAGUGGUUCAAAGAGACCUUCACUUACCUUUUUGCCAUCAGCCAGUCAGCCGAGGCUUCAGAGGCUGGCAUUCACCUUGUCUCUGGGUGGCAGGUCUUUAAAAACACUCCCAAGGAAGAGUUACCUUUCUGGUCAGAUGUUGUCCUGGGAUUUCGACCAAUGUCCAAAGCAGAACUCCAAAGGUUUCCACAGCACCAGUUCGGUCAAGCCUUUACGACACUGAAAUGUGACUGUCCACCUUACCUCCUGUGGCUGGAGAAAAGGUUGAAAGCAACUGGCGUCCAGAUGUACACCAGAAAAGUUGCAGACUUGUGGGAGCUGCACAGCGAAUAUAACGUCGUUGUCAACUGUGCGGGCAUUGGAGCCCACCAGCUGGUGGGGGACAAGGAGCUCUUCCCUGUCAGGGGACAAGUACUCAAGGUUCACGCUCCCUGGGUGAAAAACUUCAUCCGGAAUGGGGAUGGCUUAACUUACAUCUACCCGGGCAUACACAGGGUAACCCUAGGGGGAACCAGGGAAGUGGAGAGCUGGAGUCUCUCCCCUGACCCUGGCACUACCAAAGAUAUCUUUGACAGAUGCUGUUCCCUUGAGCCCUCGCUGCGGAGAGCUCAGGAUAUCAAGGUGAAGGUGGGCCUGAGGCCAUCCAGGUGGUGUGUGAGACUGGAGAGAGAGGUCUUGAGCCAGGGGGGAGUUAAGCUUCCAGUAGUCCACAACUAUGGACAUGGGGCAGGUGGCUUUUCAGUACACAGGGGCACAGCCAAAGAGGCUGCUUGCCUGGUGGGGGAGUGCAUUGCUGCUCUGCAAGUCUCCUCAUCAAAAGCCAAGCUUUGAAUCCCAGAGGCCCCUUUUGCAUUUAUGACAGGCUGGUGUCGCAUCUCCUGGUAGCAGCUUUUGAUUUUUACUCCGUAACGAGAUAGAAGGAACCUAGGACAACAGCUUGUGUCACUCAGAUGCUCGGUGGUAUCUCACCUAACUUCUAGCUGCCACAUUGGAAAGGCAUGAUGGGUUGAGCCAAGUAUUAGUCCAGCUGUCCUUCUUCUCCAUCUGGCAUUGUUUCUGCCCUGGGCGUUUCUCCUAGCCUCAUGAUAAGGAGAAGGCAAGUAAAUACCCUUCACAUAACAGGGAUCAGGUUGCUGCAGUAUAAUACAAAUAACAUCAAUUUAGCAUUUCUUGAUCUGCAUCUAAAGGGUAUUGGAUGCAUUAGGUUCAGACUCAGUGAAAACUAGUUCUCUCCUCUUGUACCAAAUCUAAUCUAGUAUUGCCCUUGCUCCUGCCAUCUUGCUAACAAACUUUACCAUUUUCCAUAUGAUUUACAAGGAAAAGAAAACCCCAUAGUGCUCCAUUACGGUGCUUCAGGUCAGCUCUUACAGAAAGCAAUGCUAGGUCACUGUUAUGCACAGUGACCCAGGAAAGUGUGAUUUUAAGAGCAGGUCUGUGACACUGACCACUGCAUUUCCUCAAUAUUACACCCUGGGGAUCUUAAGACAAGUUUCUGCCAGAGGAAGUUGCCCUGUAUGAGAUACAGUUUGGGGCAUCUUUUCUGACACUUGUUUGCAAGUCUUUUUUUUUUUCUCCAAGCCGCUUAGAUUUUGCUCUCAGACACAGAUGAUAUUUUUCCCCCCAACAGCAGUAUUGACAUGGCCUGUGUUCUACAGAAGAGGAUUUUUCAGGGUGGGCUUGGGAGUACAAGCAUCUGUUUUCUACUUUGCAUCAGCACUGGCUGCUUUCCUUGCAACAGCUGAUGUGAAUAAAUAGGUGACAAAUCACAAGGAUCUUAACACUCUGCAGGCUGAGCUGGGCUUUACACUCUGCUCAGCAGUUCAAGCUGCUUGAUGGGGCUGAGAUAGUCACUCCCCAAAACUGGAGCUUAUUGUCAAAGUACAAGUCUGACUGUUAGUGAUGAAACCGCUCGUUAGAUAUUAAAUAACUCAUUCAAGAGCAUUAGCAUCCACUUUUGUCUAUUUUUUUUGUCCUUAAAGUUACAAAACAAAUCAAAAUCCUUCAAGAGUUCACAUGAUUAAAAUGAACCGAUAAAUAAAAUUCUACUAAUGGAGCAAA